UGUAUGAGUGGAUCCAUGUUUUGGUGGAUCCAGUAAUGAGUAAUCAGUGCGCAUACCCAGAAUUUAUUACCAAGGGAAUGGCUGAUGAAAGUAGAAAGUAUAUAAUGUCCCCAGAGCUUGCUAUUCAAAGAGAGCUGGCAUAUCGGAGAAAGGUUGCUGAGUUGCUACAAGAUGCCAACUUUGGGAAAAACCUCAUGCCGUUGCAGGAAGCAUCAUCAAGUUCACGACCAUGUCCAACUCCAAGCACAAGUACAAUGCGAAAUUUAAGUGCAGGUCCUAGGUUUUCAGAACUGAAGCAACAAACUCAAAGAAUUGGCAUUGAGCAGGGGCAGCAAUUCCGUGCCGAACAGGUGCUUCAAAACAAAGCAGGUAAUUUAUUUUGCAAGAUUUGCCAGGUCUACUGCAUGGAUUCAUAUAACUAUGAGCAGCAUGUCAAUGGUAAGAAACAUGAAGCCAAACUUGGAGAGUUAUUACUCAAUAGUAAAGAUGAUGGUGAGGUUAACCCAGCAAACCAGCAACUAUGGUGCGAUGUCUGUCGAGUGCCCUGCAUGAAUUCCUACUCUUAUGAGCAGCAUGUGAAUGGUAAGAAACAUCAGAACAAUCUACAAGCUUCAAGAAUUUGAUCGUAAAGCGAAUGCUUAUAACUGCCAGGUAGUAGUAGGCCAGUAGUUAGUACCAUGAAUUAGGUUGAAUACAUUGCACAAAAACUUAUUGAGGCAGAGCUGGAAACUUACAAUUCAGUAUAUGUUAUUGUAUU
This is a messenger RNA of Tripterygium wilfordii, 757 nucleotides long. Its product is annotated as zinc finger protein 346-like. The transcript is spliced from 3 exons. The record is from RefSeq and is a predicted model, not a curated record. Bases 36 to 623 code for a protein of 195 amino acids. Gene Ontology annotation, molecular function: zinc ion binding; nucleic acid binding. Lineage: Eukaryota; Viridiplantae; Streptophyta; Magnoliopsida; Celastrales; Celastraceae.